AUGGCUCAGGAUCGUGCUCCUCCUCUCCGUCUCGGCUCUGAGGCCCCUAACUUCGAGGCUGACUCCUCCAACGGCCCCAUCACCUUCCACGACUUCAUCGGCGACAGCUGGACUGUUCUCUUCUCCCACCCCGAUGACUUCACCCCCAUCUGUACCACCGAGCUUGGUGCCUUUGCUAAGCUCGAGCCCGAGUUCACUGCUCGCGGUGUCAAGCUGAUCGGUCUGAGUGCCAACGGCACCGAGUCCCACCACGCCUGGAUCAAGGACAUCGACGAGGUCACCGGCUCCAACCUCAAGUUCCCCAUCAUCUCCGACCCCGAGCGCAAGGUCGCCUACCUGUACGACAUGGUCGACUACCAGGACACCACCAAUGUCGACUCCAAGGGCAUGGCUCUCACCAUCCGCUCCGUCUUCAUCAUUGACCCCAAGAAGAAGAUCCGUCUCAUCAUGACCUACCCCGCUUCCACCGGCCGUAACACUGCCGAGGUUCUCCGUGUCAUCGAUGCUCUCCAGACCACUGACAAGCACGGCGUCACCUGCCCCAUCAACUGGACUCCUGGCGAUGACGUUGUCAUCCCUCCCCCCGUCUCCACCGAGGAGGCCCAGAAGAAGUUCGGCGACAUUCGCAUUGUCAAGCCUUACCUUCGUUUCACCAACCUGAAGCAGUAA
Aspergillus aculeatinus CBS 121060 is the source of this 669-nucleotide messenger RNA. RefSeq names its product peroxiredoxin. NCBI's taxonomy places the organism in Eukaryota, Fungi, Ascomycota, Eurotiomycetes, Eurotiales, Aspergillaceae. Gene Ontology annotation, cellular component: mitochondrion; cytosol. The transcript has 5 exons. The record is from RefSeq and is a predicted model, not a curated record. Gene Ontology annotation, molecular function: peroxiredoxin activity. Gene Ontology annotation, biological process: cellular response to oxidative stress; cell redox homeostasis; cellular oxidant detoxification. The coding region runs from base 1 to 669 and encodes 222 amino acids.